AUGUCGUCCUCGAUUGUUGGCAGCCGUGAAUUGCCGUCGUCCCAGUACGAUCUUUCAACAUACUGGGGCAGAGUGAGGCACUCUGCUGAUAUCGCGGAUCCUCGGUGCGCGACACUUGGCUUCUGUAGUGGGAAAUAGUGCUAACAUACCACCCUGUCAGCACUCUUUUAACCUCCCGAAAGGCCCUCGGUGCUCACACGGCCCUCCUGGGGAAAUACAAGCGCGGUGAGAUCCCCCCACGGAUGACCCCCGAACUCUGGCACGCAAAGAAGGUGGUGGACGCAACCUUACACCCGGACACCGGAAAGCCCGUCUUCUUCCCCUUCCGCAUGUCCUGCUUCGUCUUCUCGAACCUGGUCGUCACGGCUGGCAUGCUCACGCCGAACCUGACCACCCGCGGGGUCCUUGGCUGGCAGAUCGCCAACCAGACCCUCAAUGUUCUCAUCAACACCUCCAACGCGAACAAGUCGUCACCGCUGAGCAGCGGCCAGCUCGCGGCCAGCUUCCUCCUCGCCGUGAGCGCUUCCUGCGGCGUCGCUGUGGGGCUGGGAAAGGUGGUGCAGAAGGUGAGCCUUAAGCCCAAAGCCAAGAUGAUCCUCGGUAGACUCGUCCCUUUCGCGGCCGUCGCGACGGCAGGCGUGAUGAACGUGUGCUUGAUGCGUGGCGGCGAGAUUGAGAAGGGAAUCGACGUCUACCCCGUCAGCGACGACGGUGGGAAGAAGGAAAGUUUGGGAAAGAGCCGAAAAGCCGCAAUAUUCGCGGUUGGCGAGACGGCUAUUAGCAGAGUUCUCAAUGCUACGCCUAUCAUGGUCAUCCCCCCAUUGUUACUGGUCAGGCUGACGGCUAUGGGGUGGCUGGGGAGUAGGCCAAAGUUCGUUAUGCCUAUCAAUUGUGGUAUGUUAUCACCCCACUCCAAAGGUAGCGGUAGCAGUGGUUGGGUUUAGCUCACGGGCACCAAACCAGGGCUCAUAUUUGCUACCUCCAUCUUUGCCUUGCCUUUGGCGCUAGGAGCCUUCCCGCAGCGACAGGCUAUAAAGGCGGAACUGUUAGAACCUCACUUUUGGGGAAAAGGCGGUAAGGAGGGUUUGGUAGAGUUUAACAGGGGGAUGUAAAA
Messenger RNA from Tuber aestivum (summer truffle), 1114 nucleotides. The record is from the annotation of a GenBank genome assembly. NCBI's taxonomy places the organism in Eukaryota, Fungi, Ascomycota, Pezizomycetes, Pezizales, Tuberaceae.